Molecule: messenger RNA, 3359 nt
Organism: Haliotis rubra (blacklip abalone)
Lineage: Eukaryota; Metazoa; Mollusca; Gastropoda; Lepetellida; Haliotidae
Product: GA-binding protein subunit beta-1-like
Biological process (GO): positive regulation of transcription by RNA polymerase II
Cellular component (GO): nucleus
Molecular function (GO): transcription cis-regulatory region binding; protein binding
Source: RefSeq, a predicted model, not a curated record
ACGCAUCAAGCAAGCUACUUCCGGCAAAAUAGCCGUGGAAGAAAAUUGCGAAGAUUUAAGAGUUGCCCCUCGUUUCUGUUUCGGUAAAAUAUACAUUUAAAGUCAGCACCGUGGCUACCAAAAUUGUAAGCGAAGUCCCUGUCCAGAUUAUAAGUUCAAGGUCAGGUGGCAUGUCGCUCGUUGACCUCGGAAAGAAACUACUGGAGGCAGCCAAGCGUGGAGACACAGAUGCUGUCCGGGCGUUGAUGUCCAAUGGUGCACCCUUCACAACAGACUGGCUGGGAACAUCCCCGCUUCACUUUGCCGCCCAAUUUGGCCACCAGCAGACGGCGGAAGUGCUGCUCAGGGCAGGGAUCAGCCGUGAUGCUCGCACCAAAGUGGACCGCACGCCCCUCCACGUUGCCGCUCAGGAGGGCCAUGUGGAGAUAGUGGAGCUUCUCCUGGACAACUCAGCUGACAUUGAUGCUAAAGACAUGCUGAAGAUGACACCACUACAUUGGGCCACAGAAAAAGGACACAUUCCAGUCGUUGAGAUUCUCCUGAAACACUCUGCGGACACCAACUUUGAAAACAAGUUUGACCGGACACCGCUGGACAUUGCCAUCGCCAACGGGAGAACUGAUAUAGCACAACUUUUACAACUAGCACAGCACACGGAGAUCACCUGUACGGAGGGGGAGACGGUGACGGUGGAGACGACGUCGGACAUGAUCAGCAACGUUCUCGGCGCGGGAGACAGGGACGGUGGGGCGGUGUUGCCUGUUGCUAUUGUUCCUAACACUGCAUCCACCUCCAAAUCCAAAAAUGGGGAAAUCUCGGACCAAAGCAGUACUUCCGUCCUGGCCACCCUGGCUGCCCUUGCUGAGGCCACGGCUCCCAUCAACACGCAAAAUGUCAGCUCAUCGGAGGCGAUGAACUGGUUGGAGAGUCAAGGCAUCACAAUGAUCUCAACAGCAGACGGAGGCAUCAUCACUUCCGCAGUGGAGAGCGGCCAGACCAUCUCGCUCACAGAGGCUGGCAAGAUAGCACUGAAUCUGAUCAGGCAGCAGGGCCUAGCUCAGACAGUGUCUCAAGAUGGGGAGGUGGAGAGUGCUAUAGAGAAUGUGGUGGGCGCUGAGGAGGAGGAAGAACAGAAAGUCAUAACAAUAGUGGCCAACCAGGGAGAGUCAGAGAUCCCCAACAACAACGGCGGCACGGUGCUGGUGGCCGUCAACCCCGACGGCACAACCACAGAGAUCCCCAUGGAGGCGCAGAUGGUGGAGGAGUCAGUUGAGGAGACAGAAAUAACAGAGCCGCUGCUGAAGAAAAUCAAAACUGAAGAUGGUCAAGGGGAGGUAAUCCUGGAGGAGGUAGCUCUGGCAGAAGCAGAUGGUCUACACACGGAGGAAACACCAUUAGUUAUGGCUGAGGAUGCUGAUGAGAACGAUCCCGGCCAGGACAGGCUCCGGAAGCAGCUGGAGGAAGUUCAGAAACAGGCCGAUGAAUACAAGCGCCAACUGCAGCAGAAACAGGAGGAGGCUGAGGGAUACAAGAAGAAGCUCAAUGAAAUUGUCAAAACACCCGAGAAAUCCUCAGGGGAAUGAACAUCGAAGAAUUCCUCACCCAUCAUUGUUUCAUCCUCUUUGAGGCUUUACCUGGUGUUACCUAGCAACCAGCAUCCUCGGUCAAAACAUUCUCCUUAUUGCUCCUCUCAAGCAUUUCAUGUGUCGUCCACAGAAAUUUGGCUGUGGAAUCCAGUGAUUAAAAUUUUGCAUGGACACAAGGGUUUAGGGCUGGGAGUCCAUUUUACCUACCGGGUACCCAGCCCAUGUUACCCCAUCCUUCCAGGUACCAGCUGUAGUUCUCAAGGGUUGGGUACAGAACGUCCAGUGAGGAAUUGUUUUGCUGGAUUCAUGGCAAGAGGUAGUUGGAUGUAUAUAUAAACAAUUUGAUCAUUGAUACACUGAAUCUGACAGAAGCCUUAUGUUUAGCUGAGCGUAUAGAAGUCAGAAAGAAUGUGUGUGUACUCAAUAAGAAAUAGGAACAUUAUUGACUUUCAGAGUCCCCAUGUUAUCCAGCCUAGAGGUUUCUUGCCAACAGACUUACUAACACCGAAAUACUUGUGGGGUCAGAGUUCAAACACUACAGAAGCAGAUCUCAAGGAAUCCCUUUGUGUAUGACACAGAGCUAGAUUUACGUUGUUGCAGGGUUAGAUAAGACCACACAACUGCUUCUUUGCCUCCCAAAUUUAGUUAUUGUGCUUAAACCAUUUGUCCUGAAAUAAGCUGUGGACUGGAUGAAUUUAACUUGUAGAAAAUGUCAGAGUAUCAUUUAACUAAUCGUAACUUCAGCACUCAAGAUGGCUUUCAGGAACAGGAGCCAUUUAAUUUAUGGUGUCUGUCUCUUCAAAUGGUGGCAUGUCGGGAGUAAUUGAACUUUACUGGGCAACCAAACAGUAAGGAUCAUAAAGAGCUACCUAUCCAAAGAGUUACCUAUCCCUAAGGAUCAUAAAGAGUUACCUAUCCCAAAGGAUCAUAAAGAGUUACCUAUCCCAAAGGAUCAUAAAGAGUUACCUAUCCCAAAGGAUCAUAAAGAACUACCUAUCCCUAAGGAUCAUAAAGAGUUACCUAUCCCUAAGGAUCAUAAAGGGCUACCUAUCCCUAAGGAUCAUAAAGGGCUACCUAUCCCUAAGGAUCAUAAAGAGUUACCUAUCCCUAAGGAUCAUAAAGAGUUACCUAUCCCUAAGGAUCAUAAAAAGUUACCUAUCCCUAAGGAUCAUAAAGGGCUACCUAGCAUUAAUGAUCAUAAAGGAAUCCCUAAGGCUGAGGAAAUGUGAAGUGAUGACAGAAGAAGGUAUCUAGACUUAUGGUCAUGAACAGUGCUUUUACAGAUAAAAGGCAAAGGAAAGUGUUUGGGGUAACCUAACCUAACACAACUAACCCUUGGGAUUGGAGAAGCUGUUGUGAUCAGUGGAAAGACUGAGACAACAACCAAUGUAAUCUGCAUCCAGUAAACUGCAAACCUGCCAAUCAUUAAACUUUGAUUACUAAGUUGCAUCCAUCAUCUCCAGCAAAUUAUGUGGCAUUAAGACAUUUUUUCACCAUUUUCAUGGGAUAUCAUGUAUCUUGUUAAACAUGUUUCAAUAUUUAACUCACUUUGUACAUGAAUCUGGUUUUAUUCUCUGUACAUCAUGUCGACCUAUUUAUGCAAUCUGUUUGAGUAAAGCCUCCAAGAUGUUGUAACCAUGACAACCGUCUCCAAGAGGGUGUUGUCAUGGAAACAUUUCAUAUUAUCAUCCUGUAAUGGUUCAUUGUUGAACCUGCACCCUGGUGUAUAUAGUUUUGUAUAGGACAUGGUAAAAUAAAUUUUACUAUUUUCAA